Messenger RNA from Lasiodiplodia theobromae, 2724 nucleotides. Its product is annotated as Nolc1 protein. The transcript has 2 exons. NCBI's taxonomy places the organism in Eukaryota, Fungi, Ascomycota, Dothideomycetes, Botryosphaeriales, Botryosphaeriaceae. Bases 1 to 2724 code for a protein of 907 amino acids. The record is from RefSeq and is a predicted model, not a curated record.
AUGUCGCUCAACUGUUAUAGUCCGACAAAACGACGUGUCGCGUCGCCCAAGAAGUCUUCGACCAAGGUCCCGGAAGACGAGAAGCCCUACGCCGCUCUCGAUGAGACACAGCGCUCGCAUGCGUAUCGCUACAUUGGAAAUAACUUCUAUCGCGAGCAGGUAGACAGAGAGAAUGCCUCCAAGAUGCAGCAGCGCGGUCAGACCGAGUCUGCGUCGACAGACAUCCGUUCAGAGGAGAAGAGUCUUCCGCCUGAGCCAGACAUCAACUCCCCGCCAGCAACUACCAUCACUACGUUCAUGAUGCAGAUGAACCAGCCCCAAUCCCCGCCGAAGCAUGAAGAGUUGAAGCUCGUACCUAACAGUGAGGCCGAGCCGAUGGCUACUGACCGUGCUCUGAUCGAGAGUCGCAGCGAAGGCAGGCUCUUUCGUAUGAUGUCACAAAGGACAGACAGCCCCAUGGAUGCUUCUCUGUCCAGCUCGGGAGACGAUACGCCGCCCAACGUGCCUCGCCAGCACUUUGCGAAGCACCCAGCCCACCGGCGCAAGGUUUCGUUGCCAGGAAACACUAAGACCUCCUCUUCCAAAGAUUUGCGCAAGCCUGGCAAGCUGUCGUUCACCAUCCCAGGUAUCAAGGCUCCCGCCAGCUCUUCAGCCGUAGGCAAUCAGAGUAACGCUUUGGUUGAGCUUGACAUCCCAUCCAAGGCCGCAAAGUUUCUAGGCACGUCGACUACAGCAGAUGCUCACAACAGCUCGUCCAAGUGGACUCUGAACUUGAAUCGUCGCAAGGCCCAGCGAAAGCGUGCUAACACCACCAGUUCUCUCCCCGAAACUACUCUUGAGCAGGACGACAAGGACCUUACGGCACUGCCUCCUGUCUUCCCAGCCAGUAUUUCGGCAGAGCCUGAUCGCAAGACGGCUUUCGAGGACAGCACUGUCCGUAUCGCCAUUGACUCGUACAGCAACAGCCGCCGGUUCGCUCCUCAAGAGUCUAACCCAUCCCUUCCUCCCACACCGCCUGCCAAGGAUACUCCACCUCACAUCAGGACUGCGCUUGACGCCCUUGCUGGAAAGAACCGGGGUGGUAUGAGCGGUCUGGGUAUCGACACUGCGGAUGAGUGUGACGAAAUAUUGAGCAUAGACUUCGGUGAAAAGGCACGGAAGGACGAGAAGGGCCCAGCAACAUGGUUCAAGCAUGGAGCAGCUGAAUACGCGAGGCUGAUUGAGAUCUCUCCAAGCUUGCAGUCCUUGCAAGCGAGUGUCAUCGGCUCUCCGACCAGUAACAUGUAUUCUGGAGAGACCCCGCGUCCCGAUGGCCUACGUCCUGACGGUCUUCGCUGGGACGGCUUGACAAAGGAAGGCUAUCUCCCGCAGAUGGCCUAUAAGCCCAACAACUAUUCGCCCUCGGUCUACUCGACGUUGUUCAAGACCCCGGAUCUCAAGGAGCGCGGAAAGAGGCCUCAUUCGUUCAAAGCUACGCCCGCUCUUCACACCAUCGUCGACUCUUCACCACCCUGCGGCGACCUCGCCAGCUCGAAGUUGAACGAUCGCGCCAACGCCGACGAUAGCCCCAGCUCAAAGAAGUCGCUGCCUGUUGUGUACCGCCUGUCUCAAGGUGAGUUUGCCAUCGAGGACGAGAACGGCACCCAAGUCGCGGACGAGAAGAGUCACAUUGCCUGUCCGCCUCGUACCUCGUCUUUGAAUUGGACGAAGAAGCCGCCGCCUGGUGCGCGUCUUUCCCUUAUCCCAACUAAGCUCCGUCAUGCACUCGCCGCUUCGGACAUCUCAAUAACUUCUCCCAACCGCAUUGUAGACCGAGCUUCAUCAAACAUGGCAAACGUGCGCGACGACCCGCAGCGCACCAGCUACGAUGGUGCUGCUGAGCGCAAGCCUGCUUCGAGCAGUACCGAGCCCCAGACCGACGGCAGCAACCCCAACGCGCCGCACGGCGGCCAGUCUUCUGACCAUGCCUUCCAACCUUCGAUCGGAUUGACGCCGUACUUGGCCCAGCAGCUUGGCGACAACCCAAACCCGAUCACCCCCGGCUUCCACCACCCCAGUGCUGUGCCGUCGCCUCUUGCACCUUUCCUUCCUACCAUUCAGCCCACCAUGCCGACUCACGAGCAGCUACUCACGCACUUCCACGUGCUCCACUACCAUAUCGAGGAGACUUUCCGCACCUUCAGCGAUGUGCAGAAGCUGACUAAGGAGGAAAUUGUUGGUAACAGCGAGAAGUUCUUCAGUGAGAUACGCAGUACGAUGGAUGAGUACUUUGCCGACGUUCGUUCUCACCUGAACGCUAUCGAACACAACAUGGGCCGUGCUAUUGGCGAGACCGAGAACCUGAAGAGCACCCUGGAUGCCAACUCUCGCAGCAUGGACGAUCACGUCUUCAAGCCCCUGAGGAAGAUCACCAAUCAGAACUGCGAGUUGAUCAAGAAGCUAUCAAGUGUCGAGGAGCGUGUCAACCAACUCGAGAAGAAGUUGGAAACGAGCCCACCUGCUGUUGGCUCGACCGACAGGAACGGCCAGGGUCAGAACCGGACCAACAUGGAUGGCGUUGCGCGGCAGUGGGGCAACUACGAUGCCUCUCACCACAUGUUGACUGGUGGUCAACAGCAGGACCGCCAGCCGUAUACUGAUGUUGGUGGUCGCUACUACAAUGGUCAGGACGGCUACUAUUCCGGCACCUCGUACAACUACGUUCGGUCCGGAACUCGGUUCUAG